CGCAGGCUGAGGCGGUCGCGGCGGCGGCGGCUUGAACGGGCCUGGCGCCGGCGGCGGCGGAAAGUAUCCCACCGGUGGGCUAUGUGAGCGUCGAGGACUUGGCAGCACCAAACAAGAUUUGUGAUGAAAUGGAGCCUGGAACAAACUCUUUUCGAGUAGAAUUUCCUGAUUUUUCCAGCACCAUUCUGCAGAAACUGAACCAGCAGCGCCAGCAAGGACAAUUAUGUGAUGUCUCCAUUGUUGUCCAAGGCCACAUUUUCCGAGCACACAAAGCCGUUCUUGCUGCCAGUUCACCCUACUUUUGUGACCAGGUACUCCUGAAAAACAGCAGGAGGAUUGUUUUGCCUGAUGUGAUGAACCCCAGAGUGUUUGAAAACAUUCUCCUAUCAAGUUACACGGGACGUCUAGUAAUGCCUGCUCCAGAAAUUGUUAGUUACUUAACAGCAGCAAGCUUCCUCCAGAUGUGGCAUGUGGUAGACAAAUGCACUGAGGUUUUAGAAGGAAACCCUACAGUCCUUUGUCAGAAGCUAAAUCAUGGCAGUGACCACCAGUCUCCCAGCAGCAGUAGUUACAAUGGCCUGGUAGAGAGCUUUGAGCUGGGCUCUGGGGGCCAUACGGAUUUCCCCAAAGCCCAGGAACUGAGGGACGGAGAGAAUGAAGAGGAGAGCACCAAAGACGAGCUGUCAUCUCAGCUCACCGAGCAUGAAUACCUUCCUAGCAACUCGUCCACAGAGCAUGAUCGGCUGAGCACUGAGAUGGCGAGCCAGGAUGGGGAGGAGGGGGCCAGCGACAGUGCCGAGUUCCACUACACCCGGCCCAUGUACAGCAAGCCCAGCAUAAUGGCUCACAAACGCUGGAUCCAUGUGAAGCCUGAGCGCUUUGAGCAAGCGUGCGAGGGCAUGGAUGUGCAUGCAUCCUACGAUGAGCACCAGGUCACAGAGUCCAUCAACACCAUGCAGACAGAGCACUCGGUCCAGCCCUCGGGGGUAGAGGAAGACUUUCACAUCGGGGAAAAGAAAGUGGAAGCGGAGUUUGAUGAACAGGCUGAUGAAAGCAAUUAUGACGAGCAGGUGGAUUUCUAUGGCUCUUCCAUGGAAGAGUUUUCCGGAGAGAGGUCGGAUGGGAAUCUCAUUGGGCACAGACAGGAGGCUGCCCUAGCAACAGGCUACAGUGAGAAUAUUGAAAUGGUAACAGGGAUUAAAGAAGAAGCUUCCCACCUGGGAUUCUCAGCCACCGACAAGCUGUAUCCUUGUCAGUGUGGGAAAAGUUUCACUCACAAGAGUCAGAGAGAUCGACACAUGAGCAUGCAUCUUGGUCUUCGGCCUUAUGGUUGUGGUGUCUGUGGUAAGAAAUUCAAAAUGAAGCAUCAUCUCGUGGGCCACAUGAAAAUUCACACAGGCAUAAAGCCAUAUGAGUGUAAUAUCUGUGCAAAGAGAUUUAUGUGGAGGGACAGUUUCCACAGGCAUGUGACUUCUUGUACCAAGUCUUACGAAGCUGCAAAGGCUGAGCAGAAUACGACUGAGGCUAACUAAAAAUAGGAUCUGGCCCUUGAGUGGCAGGCACAGAAAUAAACUAUGGUAAUUAUGCAAAUCUGGGCACAGAUGAUGCGUGCUACUUGCUAUUAUGAGAGAAGCUUAAAAAAAAGGAAGAUAUUUCUGAAAGACCAGCUCUAAGUAGGCCAAUUAAAAAAUCUUAAUUCUUCAAAUUUGUAUGUUCCAGGCCUGGAAUGGGUAAUGGGGAUAAGUCAGCCCACCUCACACCUGGCAAGGUAAACCUUCAGGCCCAUUGUGAAUGAGGCAGGUGGACUUGGUGAUAGAGACACCUGCACUUGGAAUUGGACAACAACCCACCAGUUCCAUUUCAGGUGGCAGCAGUUUUUGAUCACUCAUGAUUACAAGGUCAUAUUGGAAUUUUAUUUUGCUCUUACUAUAGAUACUUAGGUAA
Molecule: messenger RNA, 1944 nt
Organism: Eubalaena glacialis (North Atlantic right whale)
Lineage: Eukaryota; Metazoa; Chordata; Mammalia; Artiodactyla; Balaenidae
Gene: ZBTB43
Product: zinc finger and BTB domain containing 43
Exons: 2
Coding region: 129-1532 (467 amino acids)
Biological process (GO): regulation of transcription by RNA polymerase II
Molecular function (GO): protein binding; RNA polymerase II cis-regulatory region sequence-specific DNA binding; DNA-binding transcription factor activity, RNA polymerase II-specific
Source: RefSeq, a predicted model, not a curated record